Molecule: messenger RNA, 611 nt
Organism: Solanum pennellii
Lineage: Eukaryota; Viridiplantae; Streptophyta; Magnoliopsida; Solanales; Solanaceae
Product: polyadenylate-binding protein-interacting protein 2-like
Exons: 2
Coding region: 39-401 (120 amino acids)
Source: RefSeq, a predicted model, not a curated record
ACUUGUUUUUUGUUCUAGAAAUUUGUUCAUCAAAAACAAUGGCGACUUCAACCCUAAAUCCUAAUGCUCCAAUGUUUGUUCCCUUCGAGUAUCGUCAAGUGGAGGACUUCUCUGAUCACUGGUGGGAUCUCGUUCACUCUUCUCCUUGGUUCCGCCAUUACUGGCUUCGUGAAUGCUUCUCAGAUCCCGACGCUGACAACGAUUUCUCCCAUACCUACUGUUCUCUUCUUCCUGACACCGAUUUCAUCAAGAAAGAGGAGAAUAAGAAGGAAUUGAUUACUUUGGGGUUGUUGGAAUGGAACAAAUCACGAGUUACAGCUGAAAUUCCAAAGUACGGAAAGAAAGUGCCAAAAAUUGUGAACGUCAAAGUGAGCCCUAGGCAUAUUCAGCAGCCCAGAUAGAGCAAAUUACUAGUCCAAAGCAUUCGAGUCAGUUAGUAUCUAUCGUGUAAAUAGUGCGUUCAACUUUUUCUGUUCCCCUUUUAAUCGUCAAUAUCUUGUUUUAACUUUCCUUGAACCUUUUGAGGUUCAAUUUUAGCAUCAAAACUUGUUUUCUCUUGUAAAUUGCGUUUUCAAUAAAUGCCAGAACAGAAAAAUAUGCAUUAGAUCUAA